UCCAUCACAAAAGAAUGAAGGGAACAAUCUCUCUACAACUCAUAAUAUUUUCAAUCCUUUUCUUUUCAGUUUCAUGGGCAGUUCCUCCCCAAAUUCUUCUUGCCAACUUUCAACAAUGCCUUGCUAAUCAAUCCAAUUCAAUCUCAAAUGCCAUUUACACCCAAACAAAUCCUUCAUUCCAAUCUGUUCUCAGAUCAUAUGUCAGAAACAAAAGAUUCACAACACCCACAACUCCAAAACCUCUAGCAGUAAUCACAGCAUUGGAAGAACCUCAUGUGCAAGCAACAGUUGUUUGUGCCAAAACACAUCUCCUGCAACUCAGAAUCAGGAGUGGUGGACAUGAUUAUGAGGGGCUUUCGUAUCGAUCCGAUGUCCCAUUUGUUGUCCUUGACAUGUCCCAUCUCCGAUCCAUCGAUAUCGAGCUUGGAAAUGGUAGUAGUACUGCUUGGGUUCAAGCAGGGGCACUACUAGGUGAGCUGUACUACAAAGUUGCUAACAUAAGCAAUAUCCUUGGCUUUCCUGCUGGUGUUUGUCAUACUUUGGGACUUGGUGGACACAUUUCUGGUGGUGGGUAUGGUAAUAUGAUAAGAAAAUAUGGUCUUUCUGUUGAUAAUGUUAUUGAUGCGAAGAUAGUCGAUGUCAAUGGUCGAAUCCUGGACAGGAAAUCUAUGGGAGAAGACCUGUUUUGGGCUAUUAGAGGAGGUGGUGGUGCAAGCUUUGGUGUCAUACUUUCCUGGAAAAUAAAUCUGGUUCCAGUCCCAGAAAAUGUGACAGUCUUCAGGGUUCACAGGACUCUAGCACAAAAUGGUACCGAUAUCGUAUAUCGCUGGCAAGAAGUUGCUAGUAGAUUACCUGAUGAGCUCUUCAUAAGAGCAAUGCCGCAACUACAAAAUGGAACUGUGGAUAUUGCUUUCAUUGGAUUCUUUUUAGGCCAAACAAACCAACUUCUUCCACUGAUGCAAAGUAGAUUCCCUGAAUUGGGUCUAAAGAAGGAAGAUUGUCAGGAAAUGAGAUGGGUUGAAUCUGUUGUUUAUUGGGCAGAUUUGCCAAAUGGAACAUCCAUUGAUGCUCUACUCAAUAGGCCAAGUGAUGCUGAAGUGUUCUUGAAGUUCAAAUCUGAUUAUGUAAAAAACCCCAUCUCAAAACAAGGCCUAGAAACCAUAUGGAACAUGAUGAUCAAUACAAAAACCAAUAUGUGGAUGCAAUGGAACCCAUAUGGAGGAGCAAUGGAUAGGAUUCCAGAACCCGCAACCCCGUUCCCUCAUCGAUCCGGUAAUCUGUUCAAGAUUCAGUAUGCAGCAAUAUGGACUAAUGAGAGUGACAUUGAUCACAAUGUAGAUGUGAUGAGGAGGUUUUAUGAUGGUAUGACUCCAUAUGUGUCCAAGAACCCUAGAGAGGCAUUUCAGAAUUACAGAGACCUUGAUAUUGGUAGCAGUAAUAGUGAUAGAAUAGUGGAGACAAAUGCUACUGCUUAUGGGACCAAGUACUUCAAGAACAACUUCUGGAGGUUAAUACAAGUGAAGGCCAGAGUUGAUCCUUCUAAUUUCUUCAUACACGAACAGAGUAUACCUCUACACAAAUGAAAAUUUUAUAGGAAAGCUGAAAAGCUUAAAACCCAUAUGCCAUAUAAACAUAUGCUGAUGUACAUAUAUGCUUUGAAACAAUAAAACUCAAAUUUCAUAUUA
This is a messenger RNA of Tripterygium wilfordii, 1685 nucleotides long. RefSeq names its product berberine bridge enzyme-like 4. The record is from RefSeq and is a predicted model, not a curated record. Gene Ontology annotation, molecular function: oxidoreductase activity; FAD binding. Bases 15 to 1583 code for a protein of 522 amino acids. The transcript has a single exon. Lineage: Eukaryota; Viridiplantae; Streptophyta; Magnoliopsida; Celastrales; Celastraceae.